AUGGCUACGGGGCGGUUUCCUACUUACGAAUCAUCGACUAUGAAGGCAUGGCACAAGGUUCCUUUGUCCUUGACUCUAGGCGCUGCUGUGGUCGCAAUGAAACUUAACUGCCUUAUUCGCAAAGAGCUCGAGUAUCACAUAGACGACACCAUCCUCUGGACGGACUCCGCCGUAGUUUUACAGUACAUUCGCAACGAGUCCAGAAGAUUUCAGACGUUUGCCGCCAAUAGAGUGGCCAUGAUCCAUGACGAAUCAACGCCCCAACAGUGGAGACAUGUCAACACCGGCUCCAACCCUACUGAUGUUGCCCCUAGAGGAGCAAAGGGGGCAGAGCUGAAAGAACGAAGAUUCUUGGUCAAACAACCCUUGACCUUGCCUGAUUUGUCCGGACGACCACGAAUUAAAGAAACCGACAGUUCUAAGGAGCAACACAACGUCCCCAGAGGACCCCUUACCUUACUAGAAGUUACUGGAGCCGAGAAUGACAUCGUCAAAUUGGUACAGAACGAUGCCUUCCCGAGAGAAGUAGCUGUGUUUGACCAGACAGCAUCAGGAUUCAGGAUAAAGAGCGUGCCACGUACUAGCCUGAUUCGCGAUUUAAACCCUUACCUGACGGAGGGCAUACUAAGAGUAGGAGGACGCCUCGAGAAUGCUCCAGUCUCCUUUGAAGCUAAGCGCCCCAUUAUUCUGCUAAGCAAACAUCACGUCACCAAUUUGUUUAUCUUAAAUUUUCAUCAGCAACAGGGGCAUUCGGGUCCUGCUCACGUCCUGGCUGCCAUUAGACAUAAAUAUUGGAUAGUGCGGGAACUUUCAGCGGUACGUAAGGAACAAGCGAAGUGCAUGAAUUGUCGCGAACGGAACACCCGUCCUGGUGAACAGAUAAUGACCCCACUACCUGCGACAAGAGUUGCUCCAUUUGAUCCACCGUCCACACAAGUGGCCAUGGACUACUUUGGCCCCUUGUUCAUGAAGCAAGGACGACGUGAAGUGAAACGAUAUGGCUGUUUAUUCACAUGCCUAACCAUGAGGGCAGUGCAAAUUGAGGUUACACAUACGUUAGAAGCAGACUCCUUCAUCUGCGCGUAUCAGCGUUUUGUCAGUCGAAUAGGAAAGUCUCAGGCGAUAUACAGCGACAAUGGCACCAACUUUACUGGCGCGGAAUGA
Pocillopora verrucosa is the source of this 1164-nucleotide messenger RNA. Lineage: Eukaryota; Metazoa; Cnidaria; Anthozoa; Scleractinia; Pocilloporidae. The record is from RefSeq and is a predicted model, not a curated record.